Molecule: messenger RNA, 534 nt
Organism: Patiria miniata (bat star)
Lineage: Eukaryota; Metazoa; Echinodermata; Asteroidea; Valvatida; Asterinidae
Product: serine-rich 25 kDa antigen protein-like
Exons: 2
Coding region: 1-534 (177 amino acids)
Source: RefSeq, a predicted model, not a curated record
AUGAGCCAAAGAACCACACCAAGCUCGGAAUCCAAGAAAUCAUCACGCAGGAGCACUGGUGGCACAACCCCAAAGGCAACAUCAGAAAUGGAAGAUGACUUAGCAUCCACAACUCCAUGCCUCCGCGAUCAGCCUUCAGCGUCCACACUCCACGCCUCAGCGAUCAGCCUUCAGCAUCCACAACUCCACGCCCCAGUGAUCAGCCUUAAGCAUCCACAACUCCACGCCCCAGCAUUCAGCCUUCAGCAUCCACAACUCCAUCCUCAGCGAUCAGCCUUCAGCAUCCACAACUCCACGCCCCAGCGAUCAACCUCCAGCAUCCACAACCCAAGCCCCAGCGAUCAACCUUCAGCAUCCACAACUCCACGCCCCAGCGAUCAACCUUCAGCAUCCACAACUCCACGCCUCAGUGAUCAGCCUUCAGCAUCCACAACUCCACGCCCAGCAAUCAGCCUUCAGCAUCCACAACUCCACGCCUCAGCGAUCAACCUUCAGUGUCCACAACUCCACGCCUCAGUAAUCAUCCAGCCCUAA